Messenger RNA from Prunus armeniaca (apricot), 1032 nucleotides. Lineage: Eukaryota; Viridiplantae; Streptophyta; Magnoliopsida; Rosales; Rosaceae. The record is from the annotation of a GenBank genome assembly.
AUGGAUUUGGUGAAUGAUUACUUCGUUGUUAAGUUUGAGCUUGAGGAAGAUCUGGAAAAUGGAGGCCUGAGUUUUGUCAUGCUGCUGCUCAUAUUACUUGAAUGGCUGCGUGGAUUCGAAUGGUAUAAUAUUGAGUAUGAAGGCCUACGUGAUAUUUGUUACUUGUGUGGGCGGUAUGGUCACAAGAAAAAGCAUUGUGAGAAGAGGAAUUCUGUUCCUGCUGCUGUGCUUGAGGAGGGACAAAGUUCAGUUGUUGAAGAUGUCCUAGGAGCAAGGAGAAGGUCUAAAGCAAUGCAUAAGGAUCAGGGAGGUAGAAAUAAUGGGGUUAGAACUAAGAGCUCAAGAUUUGAUGCUCUACAUGGUGUAAGUGAAAAUUUUGGCCAAGAUGAGUUGGUUGUUAAUGGUGUUGCUGGCAAAGUUUUUAUGGGAAAGGCUGUUAAGCCUGGUGUUCAAGCCGCUUUGAAUGAUAUUUCUAAUAUGCCUCAACAAGAUAAAAAGCAGUUGACGAAUACUAUCCCAAAGGAGGGAGCAUCUAAAAGCACGGGUUUUGGGGAUUUAAUUGCUAGAGGCAAGAUAGUAAUUGGUGGGAAAAGGGUAGAGAGUUCACAUUCUUUGCCGGAUAAAGUUGCUAAUUGGGUCAGUUCCAAGGAUGUGCGAAUUAAUAGUGAGAGUGUCCAGGAGGAUGGAGGUGGGAUUAUAAGUGAUGCAGAUUUUAUUGGUUCUUCUAAUCAUAAAAGUGUGCCAAAGGAGGAAGGUGUUCUUUUGCUUGCGGAAAUGGAUAUUUCUGAAGGACAAAGGUUCUUGACUAUGGAUCAAGCCAUUACAGCUUGUGUUUCAUGGCCUGGUCAAGUUCCUUGGAUGUUGAGUGUUGUUUAUGCUAAGCCUUGUAGUUGCAAGAGGGAGAAACUAUGGGAUUAUUUGAACUUUGUUGCUAGCUGCCACAAAAUGCUUUGGUUGAUUGCUAGGGAUUUCAAUGAGAUGUUGCAAGUUGAAGAUAAGCUUGGAGGUGGUUUGUCUUGGAGAUUUAAGUGA